AGGCUACUUUUAAUACAAAGACUUAUACUAGUAGUUUGCAACAAAAAGGUUGUUGAUCUUCAAAUCAUAUUACUUUCUCAUCAUGGCUGAAAUUCUUUACGAGCUUGCUGCUGAGAUCUUGAAAAACUUGGGUUCUCUUGCAGUUCAAGAAGUAGGAUCAAUUUGUGGACUAAGCGAUGAGCUUUGCAAGCUUUCUGGUACAGUUUCUUCAAUCCAAGCUGUACUAAUUGACGCGGAGGAGCAGCAGCAGAGUAGCCAUGAGGUGAGGGAUUGGAUAAGGAAACUUAAAAAAGUUUUCUUUGAGGCUGAUGAUCUCUUGGAUGACUUUGCUACUGAAGUUACGCAUCGAAAAUUGGUGAAUAUGGUAAGCAUCUUCUUCUCAAAGUCAAAUCGUGUGCUUUAUAAUGUUAAGGUAAGUAAGUGUCUCAAGGCCAUUCGAGAAAAUCUAGAUGUAAUUGCAAAAUAUAAGGCCUCCUUAAACCUUGUUGAAAGGAGGCAACCUUUACUUCUUGAGUCUAAUUUGGAUAGAGAGACUUAUUCAUUUGUGCCUGAUGGAGAAGUCAUUGGUAGGAAUGAUGAUAGAACGAAAAUUCUGGAUUUUCUUAUGGAUGCUGAGGUAAAUGAGAAUGUUGCGGUUAUAUCAAUAGUUGGCCUUGGUGGACUAGGGAAGACCACUCUCGCGCAAUUGGUGUAUAAUAGUGAAAUGGUUCAGGAAAAAUUUGAUAAAAGAUUGUGGGUUUGUGUUUCAGACGUUUUUGAAGUGAAAGUGAUUGCAGAAAAAAUAAUCGAAUCUGCAGGAGGGGAGAAGGCUAAUUACCUUCAACUAGAUGCUGUGCAAAACCAGCUUCGAGAAAUGCUUGAUGGGAAGAAAUAUCUACUGGUGCUGGAUGAUGUGUGGAACGAAGAUGCCUUGAAAUGGUCGAGAUUGAAAAAUAUGUUGAUCGGUGGAGCCAAGGGAAGUAAGAUUUUAGUAACUACUCGUUCAGUUGUAGUUGCGGAAGUUUCAGGAAGUGUUCACCAACAUAAAUUGGGGGACCUUUCAAAAGAAGAAGCAUGGGCAUUGUUUGAAAAAAUGGCGUUCGAAUGUGCCAAAGAGAGUGAAAAUUCGAGUUUGGUGGAAAUAGGAAAGGAAAUUGUGAAAAAGUGUGGAGGAGUUCCUCUUGCAAUAAGGUCGGUAGGAAGCCUACUACGCCUAAAAAGAACGGAGGAUGAAUGGAUAUAUUUCAAGAAUCAAGAUUUGUCAAGUAUCACACGAGGAGGCGACAGUGUCAUGGCCAUUUUGAGAUUGAGCUACAAUCACCUUCCUCACCAUCUAAAGAUAUGCUUCGCUUAUUGUUCCCUUUUUCCAAAGGAUUUCCGUAUUGAUAGAGUUGAUUUGAUUGAUAUGUGGAUCGCUCAAGGCUUUAUACAAUCAACUACUAGCAACAGAGACAAUGUGGAGGACGUUGCAAAUUCAUAUUUCAUGUAUUUGUUAAGAAGGUCAUUCUUUCAAGAAACUAAAGAACAUAAAUCGUUUCCGCAUUUUUACAAAAUGCAUGAUCUUAUUCAUGAUGUUGCGAAAGAAGUUUCAGAUAAGGAGUUCUUCAGUAUCACUGAAACAGAAGAUGCAGAGAUUGUAAUUCCUGAACAAACUCUCCAUGCUUCUUGUUUGUUCCAAGUAGAUGGUUCAUUGGAAUUUCCGAAUCUCUCCUACAGGAAGCAUAUGAAGUUGCGGACAUUUAUUUACCUAAAUGGGUCAAACAAUGUUGUCAUAAGCAAUUCAACGUUAGAGAGAAUGGUUUCAAGUUUUGAAUGUUUACGCAUUCUGCAUCUAUGUCACCUGCGAAUAAAAUUUCUGCCUCAAUCUUUAGGUGGACUGAAGCAUCUAACAUAUCUUGCUAUUUUCUCUACAAGAAUUGUUACUUUACCAAAUUCCAUCACGAAGUUGCAUAAUCUACAAGUAUUAAAGUUGGUUAGUUGCUGUAAACUCAAAAAAUUGCCAAGAGAUAUUUGGAGAUUGGUGAGCCUUGGACGUUUGGUAUGUACGUGUUGCCCAUCAUUAACCCAUAUUCCACCAGGACUGUGGCAGUUGGCAAGUGUCACGCAUUUGGAUUUUGAUGGUUGCAGUUCAUUGGAAGAUAUGCCACCUGGAAUUGGCCAAUUGACAUCUCUACGGACAUUGACAAGUUUUAUUGUAGGCAAAGAAAGUCGCAUAUCUGGUUUGGCCUUGCUGAUCUCAGAAAUAGAUUACACAUUAAGUUCAUGGGACGAGCCUGUGCAAUUGGAGAAAGAAUACCUACCGAUGUAGUGAAAAGAAUGAAACAUCUUCAGAAGCUGUUCGUAGAGUUCGAAUUUGGAAAUCAAGAGGAUGAUACUGGAGCUGAUCUGAUAAU
Messenger RNA from Nicotiana attenuata, 2372 nucleotides. Its product is annotated as putative disease resistance protein RGA3. The coding region runs from base 83 to 2287 and encodes 734 amino acids. Gene Ontology annotation, molecular function: ADP binding. The record is from RefSeq and is a predicted model, not a curated record. The transcript has a single exon. Gene Ontology annotation, biological process: defense response to other organism. Lineage: Eukaryota; Viridiplantae; Streptophyta; Magnoliopsida; Solanales; Solanaceae.